CCAACCGCCGUUAAACAAGAAGAAGAAGAAGAAGAAGACGUCAUCAUUCCGUGCCGCGUGGAGAAACGUGGGAACAGUGUAUAAGAGACGACUUCACCACGUGAAGCUGUGUGAACAUGGCGUCGGUUCAGGACCCAGAAGUCCAGUUCGCACAGAAACUAGCCUCCAACGAGAAGCCGGUCCGGACCAAGGCUAUAAAGAAACUGAGGAAAUACAUAAAUGUUAGGUCACAGAAAGCGACAGAUGGAUUCACUGAUGAUGAACUGCUCAAGCUAUGGAAGGGUCUUUUCUACUGCCUGUGGAUGCAGGACAAACCUCUGCUCCAGGAGGACCUAUCAAACCAGAUCUCCACCCUGAUCCACAGUUUCCAUCAUAUAGAUGGCCAGUUUUUAUACCUUGAGAGCUUCCUGCAGACCUUCAAAAGAGAGUGGACUGGCAUUGAUAGGUUGCGGAUGGACAAGUUCUUCCAGCUGGUUCGCUUCAUGUUCAAACAAACCUUUGAGAUGCUGAAGAGGAAAAACUGGGAGAGCAGUGUGGUAGGCAGGUUUCUGGAGUUGCUGACAGCACAGCUCCUUCAGGGUGGCAGUGCAGCGCCAAGCGGCCUGCAGUUCCACAUCCUGGAUUUGUACAUGACUGAACUGGCAGCUGUGGGUUCAUCAGAGCUCACUGCUAAUCAGAACUUGAUGUUCAUUGAGCCAUUCUGCAAAACAGCUGCCAAAACCAAAGAUCGGACUCUGUUCAGAGCAAUCUGCAAUAGCAUCUUCAGCUCUAUUAUUGACCAGGCUCCCUUCGCCAUUGAAGAAUUGAUGCAGGAGGUGAAAGCAGCUGAGGAUUGUGAAUCGGGACCGGCUUCUGAAGGGGAUAACAAAGAGCAAAUAAAAGAGAAAAUGAGCAAACCACUCUGCAAGAAAUGGAAGAGUAAGAAGAUCAACGGUAGUAAAUCAUAUCCAGAGGAGGAUGUUGAUGAUGAGCUUCUUUACUCAGAGGACUCAGACACAGAGCUGCCUUGUGAUGGUGACAUCGGACCAGUCCUACAGUUUGACUAUACAGCACUGGCAGACAAGCUGUUCGAGUUAGCCAGCCGGAACAGCACACUGAGCCAGAACAGACAGAGACUCUACAAAAUAAUAAAAGUACUGCAGGACCUCGGUAAAGGCAUUUUUCCUCAGGAUGUGUAUCCAGAAGAGGUCUCUACUGAUGAGGAUGAUGAAAUGUUUGGCAGCAGGAGGAGGAUGAAGAGAGAAUGUCGUCCUAUGGAUGAAGAUGAGAAGGGGACCCCAGCAGCUAAGAAAAGGAAGAAAAAGCAGGCAUCCACACUAGACAAGCAAAACAAGGACUUGGAAAAACAUGACAGUGAAAGAGUAGACCAAACCACUAAUGAUGGUGGGAAAAAGACAAAAAGGAAGAAGAAGAAAGCGGAACAGGGAGGUAGUGUUCAAAGUGAGGAAAAUACAGAGAGGUCCAAACAGGUACAGGCCAUGGCUCAAUCUCAAACUCCAAUUAAAGAGAUUGAAGAAGCUGAAGGUAUUCCACAGUGUGCACAAGCAGAAGAUUUAGAAAAGGAAGCAGAGGUAAAAAUCCACAUCUCGAUUGAAAAAGUCACAACUACUGCACAGGAUCAAUCAGAAACUCUGCUCCUCUCUGAGGUAAAGAAGCAGCCCUCAGUUACAGAAGAGGCUGCACAACCAAGGUCCCGCACUAAAGACAACAAGAACCAAACUGAAACUCUUUCAAGGGAAAAAAAGGGGGACACUUCUGAGUCCAAACCUGAGAUAGUGGCAGUCGAGGAUCAACAGACCUUUACUUCAACAGAGCCAGAAAUGUCCCCUGAAACAGUUGCUCGAGUCUCAGGAAAGAAGAAUAAAAAGAAGAGCCUAAAAACUGAGGAGCAAACAAAUGAGAUGAAGACUCUGUUACAGGUUAGUGCAGAGACAGAGAUCACAUCUGUAGGUUAUAAGACAUCAGCAGAAGAAACUGUGACAACACUGCAGACUAAUGCUAGAUUCCCUGCCAAGAAGAGGAAGUUGGGCAUGAAGGCUGAGCGCAAACCUGAGGGUGAAUCACAGAUUCACAAUGAGAGCUCCAAAGCCAAAACCAAAUUCAAAGAGCCAAGUGAUGGAAAGAGGAAGAGUAAGAUAACGAGUCUCAAGGUGAAUGCACAGGUUGAGGUGGAGGACAAACACUCAGAUACUGAGAUCACAUCGGAAGCUAGUCAACAUACCACUUCAGUGCCAAUUAAAAGGAAGAAAAAGGGCAAGCUGAAAAUUGAACAGAAACUGCUCACCAGAUUAACAAAGAAGAAACACACUCCUAAAAUGACACCAAUUCAGACAAGGCAGCUCAAAGAUGAAACCCGACUGCAGAUGGUUGGUAGUCUAGAUUUAGAGCUUCCCCUGGCUGAAACCGAGGCAAUUUUCUCCAAAAGGAAACUGACCAAAAAUAAGAAGAGGAAGAUCCCUGUGGUGUUUGAGUUUGAGGUUAAUCAGCUGAUGCCUGCUGCACAGGAGGAUGCAAUGAUCAAUGCAGAAGAGGAAACUUGUGCCAAGUGGACAAAACCUGGAAAUGAUGUUGAAGAGCUAUCCAGACCUCUGGGCGUGAAAACCUCACAAAAGAAAUUGAUGACUGCCUCUUGGUUGGCGUCUGACUUCAUUACCUUUCAGAGCAACACUGUAGCCCCUACACCACUCUUCUGCAAGUCAAGGAAGAGUCAAACUCCUGAAUUCAAGAAGGUGACGUUUGGUCUCAAGAAUAAUAAAACGGCUGAGUUUAGGAAAACAGAUCGCAGCCUGCUGGUGAGUCCAGACGGGUCAUCACGAGUGCCCUUUGACCCAAAACAAAAACCCAAGUCUGGGGUCUUAAAGUCUCCGCCAACACCAGGCUCAACCAACCUGAAGACAACCCCCAAGUUCAACAAGAAGAAAAGUUUGAAUAGUCUAAAAACCACACCUGAACGACGGCCUUCGGCGGUAGACUUCUUCUAAGUCUGCCACGCUAUAAAGAUGUAAUACUCAACUUUUUAGACUUACUCAUUAGACUGACUCAACCAAUGUUGAAAAUAGAGAUGUGUUUUUUUUUGUUUAGUGUUUCUUUUUGCUGCUUUGGGUGACUAAUGUUUGAAUAAAGUUGCUCAUUCCAGCUUCCAGCUCAAUUUGAUCAAAUGUUCAGUUUGUGUGGUGGUAGUACAAUAUUUCAGUCUUUUGAAUUUACAAUGUUGUAGUUCAUCAAAAAUGUUUGACCUGAAGAAAAUCCGUGAAUGAGAGUACUACUAUGUGCACACAGCUAAAACUACCCUGUUUGAUGUUAUGCUGGUGUAAAGGUUAAUGAAGGGUUUUAUUUAUUCUGACUUUUAAUCAACACCAAAUUCUGUAUACAGUAUUCAGGGACUGAAAUACACGUUUCUAUGUUAAAUGAAAAAAGAUUAAAGUUAAUUUUUAACUGCUAGAAUAUUGUCUACUAAUUUUCACAUUAUAACAAAUGAUAGAAAUCAAUACUAUAUUCUUAUUUUUUGUUCUUUUUUAGUUUUUAAUUGAUGGAUUUUAUAACUUUUUUGGGGAAGUCAAAUACAGUAUGUUACAGUAACUGUAAUUGAAGCACAAUAUGGACAUCAUUUGUUUUGGAGAAUAUCCAUUCCAUCGCUGGACUUCUCUGUAUUGGUUACUCUGUGAUGGCUCAGCUAAUGAUACACUUACAGUGAGGGUCAAGGGCUUGUGGCGUGAUAUGACUAGGAACUGCAUUGUCGCAUUAUUGUGGAUCAUAACCAUUACGUUAUUAUUGCAGCUCAUAUCUACCAAAGAUUAUUGACAAUGUAACAGCUUUUGGCGAUUUAAAUACAUUCUGUACGGUGGAACUAA
Paralichthys olivaceus (Japanese flounder) is the source of this 3851-nucleotide messenger RNA. Lineage: Eukaryota; Metazoa; Chordata; Actinopteri; Pleuronectiformes; Paralichthyidae. The record is from RefSeq and is a predicted model, not a curated record.